UUUUCUUUUUCCAAACAGAAUUUAUCGAAUGGACUCCUCUCAAGAACUUGUUCUAUUCAGAAAAGAACUGUUAACAAGGCCCCUCCUUUUGCAGUGUACUAUUGAGAGUGGGCCAGGGGUUGGAUGCUUCAAACAUUUAUCAAAUUUUGAUUGUAGAUUUGUACAAAAUUCAGAGUGCUUUGUUGUUUUAUUGAACCAAAUCCAUCCUAAAAUUUCCAGCCGUCUUUCCAUGGGACUUGAUCUAGCAGUGAAAUAUAUGCGUGACUCACAGCCAUUUAUCCUGACAUUCACAUUUAACAAGGUUAUAGAAAAGCUCUAUGAAGCCAUACUUAGAUUUUAUGAUCUACAAAUAAGCUCUCGGGAAAAAGUCUCCUGCAACUAUGCUGAACUGACUGUCCGGUACCUGGGUCAUAGUUCACAUAUUAAACUCACAGAUGGCAUAAAGGUGAAAGAAUUGAAGUUUGCCUUUGAUGAUCUUGACAAAGAAGAUCUUUUAGUUGACACACUGGCUGCUGCUCAUGCCAGGCAGCGCCGGAGUUUACCAAUUGACCAAGGUAUUUCAAAUAAAUCUUAUGUCUCUGUUUCUUAAAAUUAUAUAUUUAAU
Messenger RNA from Octopus sinensis (East Asian common octopus), 604 nucleotides. RefSeq lists its product as uncharacterized. The transcript is spliced from 4 exons. NCBI's taxonomy places the organism in Eukaryota, Metazoa, Mollusca, Cephalopoda, Octopoda, Octopodidae. The coding region runs from base 29 to 589 and encodes 186 amino acids. The record is from RefSeq and is a predicted model, not a curated record.